CGUGAGCCAGAGCGCUGGCAGACGCGGAAUUAGUCGUGCGCGCUCUGUUGUCGGCGGAGUACGUGUGUUGUGGCUAAAAGUUCGAUCGCCGUCACAUGCAAGUGCGAUGGAUGUUCUUCCGAGCGGUAACCUCUUUCGAGAGUUGCAGGAUGUUACGGACACGGGAUACUUCGAAAUGAAAUUAUCAAUUGAAGAUUAUUGGCAACAGACAUGUUACGAAAUGGAAAGAUAUCUCCAAGAGGAGCCGAGAGGUGGAGCAGAAGUAGAACAUGAAGAAGAUUGGGCCAUUUCCGUGCCGUUGCCACCUCCUCCGCUACUCACUCCUAGACCCCACAUCGUCAGCAUAGUGAAGACCGAACCUCUCAGCGACUCUGAUGAGCCGAGAGUCAAGUCGAGCGUGAUAGGCACACAACGAAACAAUAGUGAAAUUCCGUCAGGAGUGGCAGAGGAGCCGAGACGUGGAGCAGAAGUAGUUCAAGAUAGAAAAGAAGAAUGGGCCAUGACCGUGUCGCUGCCACCUCCUCCGCUACUCAUUCCUAGAACGCACAUCAUAGUCAAAAUAGAGCCUCUCAGCGGCUCUGAUGAGCUGAGAGAUGAGCCGCCCAGCGCUCCACCCGCGAGGCGCCACGUACCGCGUCACCACCCGUAUGGUCACGCCGCGGACCCCCGGCGCCGCGUGCACCGAUGCGAAUUCCCCUCUUGCGAUAAAGUUUACACGAAGAGCUCGCAUCUUAAAGCGCACAAACGUACCCAUACAGGUGAGAAGCCCUACAAGUGUUCCUGGGAGGGCUGCGAGUGGCGAUUUGCGCGCUCAGACGAGUUGACGAGACACUAUCGCAAACACACGGGGGCGAAACCGUUCCGCUGCCGCCACUGCGAGCGCUGCUUCUCGCGCUCCGAUCACCUGGCAUUACAUGCUAAGCGUCACGCGUAGCCCGAGAACCCCCCACCCGCUCCCAGGAAGAGAAAUCGGAGCAAACGCUCUGAAAAACUAUUAACAGUUGCCAAUGUGCACUAAUGCAAGCGAUCGUGGUGUACCUGGCGCGCGUCUCUUCCUUAAUGUGUGAUUAUGUUUGUAGAAUCUGUGUGUUGUGGUCUUACGAAUUAAAAAAUGUGAUUAAGCGAUAGCUUAAUGCUGUUAUGUUUGUCCUGAGUCGCGCGCUUUCGGGGGUGGGUGUUUGCGAAGCGUUGCAAGCCAAAGAAAUAUCGCUACGUAAGUAGCCGAGUCAUCGCUGCACCGAAUGCUUUAAACUUAUUAUAAUUUUCAUUACGUUUUUGUCAAUGAUUAAAAUUUAAAAUCUCUUAAUGUUUCGGCCUUUGUCGUUAUGUUUCUUUGUUGCAAUAAGAGAACGAUUUAUAUUUGCCGUUGUUUAUUGUGUAAAAGAUUUUUUCUAAGCUUUGUGUACAGAGAGGAAGCUUUGUGUACAGAGAGGUUUGUUUGUAUUACGUCGACCGGUCGCAAAGCGGCCGUGGCCGACAGUUGUGCCAUCUGUCGCGGAGAGCGAGCUGCGCUCUGCGUACUCACGUCGCUUCCGCGCGUCUUUUGAUUACCUGCAUUUUGAAAUAUGUGGCAUAUUAUUUAUUUGAUUCGCGGGAUGUUCGGCAGAUAUUCCCACCGACGCCAGCACAACCUUUUGUUAGUCGUAAGCUGCUAAGUAGGAUGUGCCUCUCGCGUUACCUGAAGUUGAGUCACCAUUUCAAAACAGUUGCUGUGAACAUUUGUCUGAACAACCAAUUACAAGGCGUUAUAACAUUAUUUAUUGUUAUAUUACAACUAGGCACCAUAUUUUAUUUAUAUGUACUGUUUUAAGUAUAUACCUAAUAGUUAUUAUUUUGUUCAUUAGCAAUUGUUUUAAGUGGUUGACUUGUGUUUAUUUUAUAUAAUGUUUAUUUUUAAGAUACGCAUACACUGCGAUAUAUUUACGUUUAAGCUUUCUCUUUAACUCUCUCAUUCCGUUGGUGUAAGAUGUACCGUGCCUACGGUUUUAUGGGUGCAGUAUGUGUAAUGUUUAUUCAGUGUUGGUGAAUAUAAAUGCAACCCCUUUACACACAUAGCGUUAGGAUAAUCGAUAUAUAAAACAUUUUUCUUAGGUAAAUUAUUAAAUAAUUUAAGAGAUUGUUGUCAACAGUGUUGCUAUGUGUGUAAUGGUGUAAGAAUAAUUAUAUAAGCAAGUUGAUUCUCAAACACAGUCGCUAUUUAGUUUAUUUCUCCUAAGGUGUAAGAUUCCUUGAUCACACAUGCGACCGAAGCUGACGGGAUGGAAAAUGCAGAUACACCGACUAUCCUGUCGAAAAGCGUUGUCUUGUUUGAUGGAUAUAAUAUAAAUAUAAAAGUUAUGUUAAUGUCUGUUUAUAAAUGUUGAUGUUGAUCGGAUAACUUGGAAUAGUUGUACUAUGUGUGUGUGACUUGAUACGGAAAACAAAACGAUGGAAUAACGCUGCUACAAUAACAGAGGUUUGGCUUUAUAUUGGUGCAUACACAUUUAGUAAGACGCGAUUACAUUGUAUUAAGGUUUUCUCGACUACAAAGUCGAUUCAUUUUAUUAUUGUUGGCAUUUAACAAAUUAAAAAUCUUUGAUGUUAGAUUUAAGUGGUUAUUGUAAGAGCUUACAAAAUGUUUAUCUUAAGAUUUCAGAUCUCUUAAGUUUCUACAUAUCAUGUAAAAGCUAUGGAAUGGUUUAGUUACGUGCAAUAGAAAGUUUGACUACAAAUUGUAUCCGAUGAGUUUACAACAGUAUAAUAUGUAGUAUGAAACAUUCGUUUUGAAAUUUCUGUUUUCAUAUUAUAAAAUAAUACAAUAAUGGAUAAAAUGAUUUUUUGUAUGUAGUAUAUCACUAAGGUCAGUAACACAUCACUGAGAGCAAAUUACAAAUAGUUUUAAAUGCUUUAAUUUUCACAAAAUUUAGUUUAUUUUUCUCUUUUCAUCGUAUUUCUCUCCUAUUAAUAUAAUUCGUAAGACUACAGCUAACUAGCGGCAUACUGCUUUCAGUGGAUGACUGCUAACACCCAGUCCUUGGCUCUUGGCUAUCUACUUUCAAUUCCAAUACACCCUCGACAAUGUCUUCAAGCGUAUCACGAACAUUGCCAUAUGUUCGCGUAGGUACCUUUUGUGUAAUCGUAAGUAUUGUAAUAUCGUCAGCAGUAAAAUUAACGUUGGAUUGGAUAUAUAUACGACGAUGAUUUAGAUGAACGUUAAUCUUUGGAAAUUGUGGCAACAGAGAGUAUUCAUUUUAUCUACUAAGACCAUUCAAACCAUUCACUCAAUCCCUUUUUUAGAAAUGACUAAUAAUUACACAUUCGAAAUAUUUGUAUCACAUAUUAUUGAAACACUUUUUUUCUAGCUUGUAGUAGUUUAAUUUUUAGUUAUAAUUUUUGUAUUAUAUACCCAAACAGAUUUGAUCACUGCACGAUAUGAUAAUGUAAUUAUAUACAAGACAGGCUGUGGUAAUUUAUAUAAUUCAUCGUAAUUAGAAUCAUGAAUUUUUAAUGAAAACCUUUUGGAUAAUUAUGUUGGUAAUCAUCUGGCAUCCUUUUUGGGAUGUGUUUAAAGUAAUGUAGAAAAAAUUAAGUACAACGACAGCAGAAAAAAGUACUGCCAUAACUAUUAUAUCAGCUAAGUAAUAAAUAAAAUUAUACAUCUUAACAUCAGAACACUUUGUUCUAUAGAUAUGUGCAUUGUUUAUGACUAUAGUAUUCCUACGUAAAAGCAUCCCUGGGGCCAAUGAUAUGAGUCUUCCCGAAUUAAACAAUGUGAUUUUUAUGUCAAAGUUUUGAUCUCAGGGAAAAUUUAUCAGAUUCUUUAUGCAGCAUGAUGAGAUUUAGCUUAAGCUAAGCUAAAUCAAACUUGGUGAAUUCAUUUAUUUUUUGGAUCUUUACUUUAGAUACCUACAUACAUAUAUUAUUUAUACGUAAGUAUGUCUCUAUUUUUUUUUUAAUGUUUAAGCUAACAAAUGCCGUAUUUUUUUUCGCAAAUAUGAUUCCUCCUGUUAUUAUGCGUUUUAAACGAUUUAAUAUACAACAGAACUAUUGAACCGAUUUGUAAACAACUGUAUUUUGUGGAAAACAAUAAGUUUAAUAUUUAGUUUUAAAUUCAAAAUCUGUAAAUCGAUCCUGCUAGAUCUGUUGUGACAUACCUAAUUAGGAUGACCACUAACAAAAAUGAUAUUUGCCAAAUGUUUCUCAUAAUUUCUGUAAAUUCUCGUACUUACUAAUCGAAACCCUAAUUUUCUACAAAAUUUUAAGGUAUUGAUAUAGGUAGGUUGUAGUAACUUUCUAUAUUAUACUAAAUAAAGUUUUGUAAAGGCUUUCGCCGUAUGUUUACAAAAUCUUUAGAAACUUACUAUCAAUUUCUUUUUGAAAUGUGUACCUACCUAGUUUAUAAAUAAUAAUUAAAAAUAGUUAGAUAAUUAAAAAUAAAUAUGACUAUUAUAAUAUAAUGCAUGUUAGAAUUCUAAAUGAAUUUCACUUCAAAAAUAUAAAUAACUGUAUUUUUUUUUAUUUAUUGCAUGGUCUGACUACAAUUUGUAUUGUAUUAUAAUAUAUUUAUAUAGCAUCGUUGUAUCAUUAUUACCUAAACUAUACCGAAGCUAUUUAUUUUAUAUUAACUUAUUACUUAUAUAAACAUAAUCAAAAAUACAAAAAAAUUACAGCGGUAUGUUGAUUUAUGGAAUUUAAAAUAAUAUAACUUCUUUUUAACAAUAUACAUAGAGAAUGAUCGGGAAAAGUUGUCUUUAUUGAACAACUCCAACCACAAUCCAAGUCAUUCUAAUGCAUAGCAAGUCGAAUUUAAUGUUUAUAUAAGUGUCUAUGUUUGUUAGGUACUAAAUAACCUAAUAUUUUUAAGUUACUAAAACAAUUUUAUAUAUUAUACAGUGUCAUUGUAACCUAUUUAAAAAAUAUUAUAUUUUAAAUACUUAACAUUAUUUAUAUAACUAUAAAAUGUAGAUCGAUGUGUGGAUGUUAUAAGUAAUUGGUAAUAUAAUAUAAUUUUAAUUAUAAGGAAUACAUUAAAAAAAUGUGAUUCAUAUGUUUAUUCAGUCCUAGUGACAUAUUGUAAUGUAUAAUGUAUUGCGUCAUAUAGUAUUGAAUAUUUGUGGUAAAAAAAACAUAUGCUUAAAGGCAAUUUAUAGAUGUGAUUAGAUAUAAUACUAUAUUUAUUAAUUAUUAUUAUGCACAACAGCUAACAUUGCAUGUUAGUAGACUCGUAGAAAAAUAUAAUAUGUGUGAAAUAUGGAUGUUAUUUGGGUAUUAAGUAGCAUCUGUUAGAAUAAAUUUACAACUAAAUGUGAAUUUUUAAGAGGGAAUGUUGCGGCUGUGUAUUUUUGAAUCAACCUGUAGAUAGGUUUUACAAUAUAAUAAUAUAAAAACGUAUAAACCUACUGAUCGUUAGAAGUACGCAUUUCAUUAGUUACUAGUUUCGGUAGUAUUAGGAUUAAUGGAUGACUAGUAACUAUCAAAUAUUCAGACAUUUUAUUCAGUGUUUAUAUAAAUGUAAUUUUCUUGUUCCAUAAUAUAUGUAACUAUGUGGUAUCUUAAAAUAGUUGUAGUAAUAUUGGUGUAAAAUUAUAUUAACAGUGUAGGCAUAAAUGUUUUAAAUUAAGCAGACGUAAAAAAACUCACAAAAGGCUUAAUGUAUGUUUAGAACUUUUUAUGUGGAAUUCAACUUUUUGACUAAGCACACUUUACUUGAUGUUAACAAUACACUACAAUCAAACUCUCUGUGUUUAAUGUGUUGUAAUAUUACCUUGAUUACGCAUUUUUGAAACAUUCCAGUGCUUCUAAAAUCGGUGGGUUUAUGCUUGAAGUGUUUAAAUAUGCUUACAUUUAUAUACUAUAUAUAAAUAUAUCGAUAGCUGUCUAAACAGCCCAUUUAUAUCACAAAAUAUAACUAUUGUUCGCCAAAACUUAAUGCAAACCUACUAUCUAAGUAGUAUCCAUGUGCUUAUAUGGUACAUACGGUUGUUAACAAAAAUGCAGAUACCAUAAAAUGCUCUACAUUAAUGACUGUGACAGCUUUUCUUACUAUUUCUGAAAUCGUUGCCGAUUUUUUUUUUACAUAUUACUGGUUAUUUUUCUUUUGCUUCUUUUUGUUAAAUUCUUUACAACUUAGCCUGUGGUUCAUUGGAUAGUCUGACUUGUAGCAAUAUUUUAUACAUAAGAUUAUUAUGAUUGAGCCACAUAAAGAUGUGUUUAUUUGAAUUACGCAAAAAAUACAUGAUUUAUUUUAUUUCAUUGUUAAUCACAAAUAUUUAGUCUUAGUUUUUACUUUUGAAAGUUAAUUUUACUUUAUGAAAAUAUUUUGCUUUUUUAUGUUUAUUUCUGUGUUAUUAAGAUUUUAUUGAAAUAUACUUUUACAUAGUUCACGUAUUGUCAGACAGUGCUGGUAUUUAUAUUAUUAUUAUCAAAGCCAUUUAGAAUUUAUUUAUAUAUAAAUCGCGCAAAAUACUAGUUUACUUUUAUAUUAGCAUUUGUGCUUUGUAUUUUGUGAUUCUGUAAAACAUAUUUAAUAAUUUUAAUACAUCACAAUAAUAAUUUUAAUACAUCAUUAAGGUGCAAUAUAUUCUUGGCACAGAUUCUCUGAGACUAAUCUACAAUAUGAAAAUCAUUCAGCGUUAAAGUGCUCUGAAAAUUUUUAUUAAUUAAAAAAAUAUUGUAAAAAAAAUCAUAUUUUAUUUUUUAAUUUAUAUGACAAAUUGAUUUUCAAUAUUUUAUGAAUGCAGAUCCAUGUUUUAAUUAAAUUAUAAUAAUUUUAAAUAGUUCAAUUUUAAAUGUUAAACUUUAAGACGAUACGAGUAAUGAACGAAUACAAAGACACAAUUUUUUAUUUCAAAAUCAUCACAAGUUUAGCCAAUCGGUGUUUCCAUUUAGAUUCGAAAACGCUGUUUUUACUUACAAUCAUGUGUAGCCUAACCGAUUUACAUAUUUGUCAACCCAAAUAAUAUUGUAAUUACUGUACCUAUCUGUUUACACUUAAGUAAUAUAUGGAAGUAAUAUUGCAUUUAAAAAGGUAUUUCUGAUUUGUCGUAUUACAUGUGAGCCCAACGAAAGGGAGUUACGUUAUAUACCUACAUGGUAUGUCUACUACAUUUUAUAUUAAUAAAUUUUUCUUAUAUGUGG
Messenger RNA from Bicyclus anynana (squinting bush brown), 7116 nucleotides. RefSeq names its product Krueppel-like factor luna. Gene Ontology annotation, molecular function: RNA polymerase II cis-regulatory region sequence-specific DNA binding; DNA-binding transcription factor activity, RNA polymerase II-specific. Lineage: Eukaryota; Metazoa; Arthropoda; Insecta; Lepidoptera; Nymphalidae. Gene Ontology annotation, biological process: regulation of transcription by RNA polymerase II. The coding region runs from base 107 to 934 and encodes 275 amino acids. The transcript is spliced from 5 exons. The record is from RefSeq and is a predicted model, not a curated record.